AUGGCCUUUGCAGAUACACAUUUUUUCUUAUGUGAGACGUUUGCCAGCCCUCGAAUAACAAUGAGUUUUCUUAAUCUUCGUGCUCUACGAGCUCCAAAAGUCACCACUAUUAACGAUCUUUCCGAUGAAGCCCUGGUGAAGGUGUUUCAAAGAUGCGAUGAUGUGGCAAUACUGCGGUGCUCGGCUGUGUGCCGACACUGGCGUGCAGUGAUUUUUGCCGAAGAACGGAAGCCACACUCAAGAAUUCGUCGAGCUCGAGAUACAGUUGGGAUUUUUAUCGUCGACAGAAGACGGGCUAUCUUGGAGAAGUUCUGUCCGGGCUCCGAGCCACCUAAACUAACAGCUACUAGGACUGAACUUUCACUGAUCAUAACACCGUCAAUGCGACCACCAAGAAUCUCACGAAGCUCAUAUAAUAAUGAGGUUCCCAAGGAACCUCCACUUCCUCCGGAGACAACUACAGUGUUCAUGGAAGACCAGUUUGUGGAUAAGACGCAGUCCACUUGGGCGUUUACAUUUGAUUUUUCUGAUUGGGUUAAGACUCAUCAUGUAGUUGAGGUGUGCCUGCAGAAUUUCUGCUCAUUCUUGGAUCGCGAACACACACGAAUGGAAUUAGCAGGAGGAAAUGGACAUUCUGAUGGUAAUAACCAUGGACCAUCGCCAAACACUGCUAUGUUAACUCCACCAUGGUCCGGAGGAGUUGCCGGACGAUCACCACCGAUGGAUACAAUGUGCUCAGGCGGUUCGCAGACGGAUCAGCGCGGUUACGCUUAUUAUCAGCUGCCUUCAGCGCGUGCUUUGAUGAACCAGAGUCCACCACUGACGACAAUGGACGGUGAGACCAUAGCAGAGCUGAAGAUGUUGUCCUCUGGCCGACUAGAGCGCUUGGCUAAUUGCCUUAAAGUCAUUCAUCCUUUGCAUAUUGUGUUUCGUGAUCAUUCACUCUAUGCCCAUCGUCCAACACUUUUGCUCAUAUGGUUCCUGAAACAGUUGCAACCAUCAUUGCGACGUAUAACAUUUGAUGGGAUUCAAGCCAACCAUCUUAUUCCACUUCAUAAAAUUCUCGAUCUUAGUGGUAUAGAUGAGCUCAAUGUGAAACAACCGCAAUUCUCGCCAGCUAUUUGUGUAUCGCAUCGUUUGCUUUUGAACUGGCUGGCAUUACCUGCGCAACAGCGUUGCCGUCUGCGAAUGCGGCUGCUUGGUUGUCGCACAAUGACAGCGCGUGGGCUCGCAGUUUUCGUUCAGGCAUGGAAAGUAACACCAGAACCGUGCUUUUUCGACCAGAUAUCAAUAGAUCUACGCUCUGUUCCCGUAUUCGAUUUUUUGGCGGAGAUGGAGACACCAACGAAAGAUCCUGAUGAGCCAGAAGACUGGCGACCACCAACACCUCCAGCGGCAGCGUACGGCCAUGGUCCAAUGGCAGCUGAAAGCAGAUGGACCAACUGCAAAUUGACAGUGAAGCAUCGCAAAGGUGGAGCUACACUCGAUAUGUGUGUAGCUGAUGGUUUCAUUGUUCUGAAGUGUAGUUCUGGGAAGGAGACUCGUUCUGGUCAUGGGGCAAUGAUGUCGAGUCGGAGAGGGAUGCUACCACGUCCGUCCUCAAUGCAGUGUUUCGAGGCGAGAAGUAAAGGGGGUUCGUUGCCCCGCCUCGAGUCGCAGUCGUCGUUGAAGCGUAUAGGAACUGAUCAAUCACGUCUACAUCGCAGUCCAUCAAUGUUCGACAAAAUGUUCGGGUUUUUACUGCGAUCAAAUGCGUGA
Messenger RNA from Necator americanus (New World hookworm), 1758 nucleotides. RefSeq lists its product as uncharacterized. Lineage: Eukaryota; Metazoa; Nematoda; Chromadorea; Rhabditida; Ancylostomatidae. The coding region runs from base 1 to 1758 and encodes 585 amino acids. The transcript is spliced from 14 exons. Gene Ontology annotation, molecular function: protein binding. The record is from RefSeq and is a predicted model, not a curated record.